AUGGCCAUAAACCUAGCCAAAUUUCUCAUACUGUUUUUCACUAUUUCGAUCUGCAACGCCGUCACGAAUCCAAGUCCGAUUUCCGAUUCUCACCGUUCCGCUGCUUUACAACUCUUCGAUGGUUCCUCUUCAAGGUCGAUGGUUCCUCUUCCAGGAAGUGCCAAGGACUUCUUCAAUCAAAUUGAAUCAUUAGCUCUUCUGGAGAGCAAAAGGGUUCCCGUCCCAUUAGUGUUGUCACUUCCUGCAACAGUUUAUUCAUUGUCCAAAAAAGAUCAGCUCAAGGUUACAGUGAAUACAGUACUUGGUUCAGCCGCACCACCUCUUACAGUUAAGCUUGUCAGAGCUUUCCACGCUGAUGCUAAACAUUCUGCUGUUAUCGAGGGCAAGGAACUCCAGUACGAUCAAAGUAGUGGACUUCAUGUCAUGGGCUUCCCAGAUAAUGUGGAUGUGGGAACAUAUGUGUUUGUUUUUGAGACAGCGCUUCAUGAUUCAGGUAGUGAAAAUGAUUAUGCUAUUGGAGGCCAAAUUCACGUGCCGAUAUAUGUCACUGGCAUUGUUAAAGUUAGCAACGCAGAAAUUGCAGUUCUUGGCAGUGAUCUUGGAAGUGAUGAAACCCAGAAAACGCUAGAUUUGGCUGGAACUGAUGUUGUUUCACUCUCAGCUAACCAUCUUCAAAAGUUGCGUUUUUCUUUUCAGUUGAUAACGCCUCAUGGCCAUACCUUUAAGCCUCGCCAGGCAUUGCUUAAGUUGAAGCAUGAGACAAAGUAUGAACACAUCUUUGUGAAAUCAAGUGAACUUAAAGUGGAAAAGGCAUGUAUGUUCUGGUUUUAUUCAGAAGAAAACACUAACACCAAGGCUCUGAUUCUAAGUUCUCAGGAAGCAAGCAACAAAGUCGAUGAAGUUGAAGAACAAUUGAGAAACCUAAAACAAGAAUUAGAAAUGAUCAGAAGUGAAAAUAUAUCACUGCAAUCAAAGAAUAACUAUUGGGAAGUUAGAGCAAAAUAUUCUGCUGAUAGACUUUACAGAUUCAAGAAAGAAAAUGAACAUCAGUUGUUUAUUUUGAAGCAUGAAAAUGAAUUGAUAUCAAAUGCUGAGAAACAAGCUCGUCAAUUGGUUACUAAUUUAUUUCAAAGGAUACAUUGUUUACAGAUCUCAGUUGAAACACAAGUGGCAGAAAGGAAAAAACAAGAAGAAAUUAUACAUAUGCUACAGAAUGAAUGUAAUAAGGCUAAAAGAGAGUUUCAAGAGCAAAAUAAUUAUGUUGAAAGGCUUAGACAGAAGCUUGAUAAUGUCAGUAAAUUUCCUAUGAAAAUAGCUCAAGAGUCAGGGGAAAAAAUAGCCAUUACUUCCAGUGUAAUGUCAGCUGGUGAAUCCAAAGUUCCUGCUGUGGAGGAUUUUCUUGGCUUGGUGGACAAAUUUUAUUAUCUCUCGGGCAGAUAUGAUUUUGAGUUGACUGUUGGUGAUGCUGUCAUGGAGAACUCUUUCUUGCGGCCACUUGGUCAUUUGGAAUUAGAUCUUCCAGAAGCACCUGAGAAAGCAGCGCAUCUUCCCCCACUACCUUCCAGAAGCUCUUUUGAGAAUUGCUCCAAAGUGAAGAACUUAGGCGACUCUGGAAAAGACGAAUGCAACCGCAUCUAUACCUUUUUAACCUUUAGCGAGGUUAAGAAGAAGAAUGGAAGUUGGAUGAGUAAAGCAGGCAGAAGCAAAGAACCUGAUUACGUUCCCCAUGUUGUGGCUCAAAUGAAGGCUUCUUAUUUGCAUUAUUAUGAUUUAACCGGCCAGAAUUGUAUGGACUCCUCUACCGUGAAAGAGUUUGUUUUAUUUUCUGUAAAGCUCGGGCAAAGUGAUGCUCAGGACGCCGACUAUCAGCCAAAAGACGAGCUUGCUGCUAUUGCCGUCAAAAUACCUAAAGCUAUCAGUUUCAUUAACAAUCAACAUCAUAGCAGUUGCCACAGUGAUAGUCAUGACAUUGUCCAUGCAACGGUUGUGCUCCCAGGCGGGGUUCAUAGUUUUCCAAGUAAAGGCGGACCUUCACCACUACUUGAGCGAUUAUCAAUUCGAUCUUUUUGUUCAGGGGAACAAACACGAUCCGUGCCCAGCAUUCAGCUUAACCCCUUAGAAAAUGGUAUGAGUUCUGUAGCCUUUGACUCGUCGCUCUCACUUUUGCAAGCAUUCGCCAUUUGCAUUGCAUUAGUUGAUAGCAAGAUGCCAUGUGAGCUUUCUGGAACAAGAAAGUCGCAAACCGAGGAACUAAAGGCUUUUGGUAAAUUAGAAGAUAUUCCUACAAGUUAUGUUUCUAAUCCACCAGUUUCUCCUGUUGGUAGGGUCUAA
Messenger RNA from Vicia faba (fava bean), 2331 nucleotides. The record is from the annotation of a GenBank genome assembly. NCBI's taxonomy places the organism in Eukaryota, Viridiplantae, Streptophyta, Magnoliopsida, Fabales, Fabaceae.